AUGCCUGCUCUAUUGAAGAAAUCCACCGCUCUCCAGCCCGGGGAGCUAGUCCUUGUCACCGGCGCCAACAGCUACAUUGGUUCACACGUUGUGGACCUCCUCCUGUCCUUGGGAUAUAUUGUACGAGGCACCAUCCGUGCUGAGAAACCCUGGCUCGAUGAGUACUUUACAACAAAGUACGGCACUGGCAAAUAUGAGAGCGUGGUUGUUCCUGAUGUUGCCCAGAAAGAGUCUCUGGUCAAGGUGUUGGGUGGUGUCAGCGGGCUUAUUCACGUGGCCUCAGAUCUAUCUCUAAGUACAGAGACAGACAAGGUGAUCAAUAAUGUUAUCGCUGCCACUCGAUCUAUGCUAGAAGCAGCAGCCGAGCAAAAGUCUAUCAAGAGGGUCGUCCUUACUUCAUCCUCGUCAGCAGCUAUUCUUCCAAAGCCCAACGUGGAGGGAAUCGUCAUCACUGAAGAUUCAUGGAACGACGAAAUAGUCAAAAUCGCAUGGGAAGGUACCCCCGAGACUCGCAACCCGAUGUAUGUCUACGGUGCUUCCAAGACUGAAGGAGAACGAUUUGCACACAAAUGGGUCAAGGAGAACAACCCUCCUUUCGUUUUCAAUGCUGUUCUCCCGAAUAUGAAUAUUGGACGUUUCCUUCAUCCCAAUUUUAACGGGUCUUCUGGAAAAUACAUCUUGGGACUUGUGGAUGGGAACAGGUUGCUAAUGGACCUUGUGCCACCUGAAUACUACGUCAACGUCGAAGACGUAGCCCGCAUCCACGCCAUCGCGCUCCUCGACCCCGAAGUCAAAUCCGAACGCCUCUUCGCAUUCGCCCACCCUUUCCGAUGGACCGACAUUAUCAAUCUUCUUCGCAAAUAUCGUCCCGACAGCGACAAAAUUCCCAAUCCUCCAGAGAAUGAAGGACACGACUUGAGUGUGGUACCACCCGCGAAGAGGGCGGAGGAGUUACUCAAGGAGUGGUUUGGACAGCCUGGCUGGAUCUCAUUGGAGCAAUCUGUCAAGGAUGGGCUUGAAACUUAUAGUUCUUAG
Messenger RNA from Talaromyces amestolkiae, 1035 nucleotides. RefSeq lists its product as uncharacterized. Gene Ontology annotation, molecular function: oxidoreductase activity, acting on the CH-OH group of donors, NAD or NADP as acceptor. The coding region runs from base 1 to 1035 and encodes 344 amino acids. NCBI's taxonomy places the organism in Eukaryota, Fungi, Ascomycota, Eurotiomycetes, Eurotiales, Trichocomaceae. The transcript is spliced from 5 exons. The record is from RefSeq and is a predicted model, not a curated record.